Messenger RNA from Cuscuta epithymum, 711 nucleotides. Lineage: Eukaryota; Viridiplantae; Streptophyta; Magnoliopsida; Solanales; Convolvulaceae. The record is from the annotation of a GenBank genome assembly.
UUCAUCAUCACUUUCUUUAAUUUGGUUCACUAAUGUACCCUUUCCUGAUGCCAAUCGGAUGGUUAAAAAUAAAACACGCAGAAUCAGAAUGGCAGCAAGAAAUGACCUGUUUUACCCCAUUGUUAGAUUCGGGUUGUUUCUUGCUUUUGUUGUAUACUUGUCUUGUGGGGAUUUCUGGAUGAAAUCUCAUGGAGCAACACAUAUGACUUUUGUGGAGCGGAAUGGGACCCAAUUUUUGGCAGAUGGCCGGGUCUUCUACUUUAACGGCUGGAACUCUUACUGGUUGAUGGACCAUGCUGUGGAUCAGGAUAGGAGAUCAAGAGUUAGCACAAUGCUUCAAGCUGGUGCUAAGAUGGGACUCACUGUAUGCAGAACUUGGGCCUUCAGUGAUGGUGCAUAUAAUGCUCUUCAGAUUCCCCCCGAGAAAUUCGAUGAAAGGGUAUUUAGGGCCUUGGACCAUGUAAUAGCUGAAGCCAGGAAAAAUGGGAUUAGGCUGAUACUCGCUUUGGUAAAUAAUCUCAAAGCAUACGGUGGGAAGACUCAGUAUGUUAAAUGGGCAUGGGAAGAAGGUCUUGCUUUAAGCUCUUCCAACGAUUCAUUCUUUUACGAUCCAAUCAUCCGUGGUUACUUCAAGAACUAUGUCAAGACAAUGCUUACUAGGAAAAACACAGUUACUGGAAUUAAAUACAGGGAUGAUCCAACCAUCUUUGC